This is a messenger RNA of Dipodomys spectabilis (banner-tailed kangaroo rat), 1328 nucleotides long. It is a transcript of the gene Cd68, whose product is annotated as CD68 molecule. Lineage: Eukaryota; Metazoa; Chordata; Mammalia; Rodentia; Heteromyidae. Gene Ontology annotation, cellular component: membrane. Bases 89 to 1120 code for a protein of 343 amino acids. The transcript has 6 exons. The record is from RefSeq and is a predicted model, not a curated record.
CGUUUCCUCUUCAAGAGAAAGCAGAGGAAUUAGGUUUGAGCAGCUGGAGUUUGCACAGCCCGGCUGGACUGCUUGAAACUAGUCUGCCAUGAUGCUGCUGGUGUUCCCCAUGGCUUUGCUGGGUCUACUAGCAGCCCAGGGAAUGGAGAAUGGCUGUCCUGAGAAUGACUGUCCUCACAAAAAAUCUGCCACUCUGCUGCCGUCCUUCACGGUGACACCUACGGCUACUGAAAGCACUACAAGGCCUACCACCAGCCCUGUACUCUCUACCACCAGCCAUCAACCCACCACCAGCAGCCAUGGAAAUGUCACAGUUCAUCCAACACAUGAAAGCACUACCACCAGCCCUGGACCUACAGCUGUCACUCUGAAUCCUGCCAAUAUCACCAGCCAUGGAAAUACUACCAUUCACCCCACCACGGGCAACAGCACUGCUACCACCCCAGGAUACACCAGUCCCUCCCACCCAAGACCACCUCCACCCUCUCCAAAUCCUAGCCCAGGAUCCGAGGAUACUAUUGGAAACUAUACAUGGACUAAUGGUUCCCAGCCCUGCGUCCAGCUCCAAGCCCAGAUACAGAUUCGAAUCCUGUAUCCAACCCAAGGUGGAGAAGAGGCCUGGGGUGUCUCUGUACUGAACCCCAACAAAACCAAGGUCCAAGGGCACUGUGAGAGUGCCCAUUCCCACCUGCUUCUCUCAUUUCCAUAUGGAAAGCUCAGCUUUGGAUUCAAGCAGGACCUGCAGCAGAGUCAGAGUAUGGUCUACCUCAACUAUAUGGCAGUGGAAUACAACGUAUCCUUCCCCAAGGCCACAAAGUGGACAUUCAUGGCUCAGAAUACAUCACUUCGAGAUCUCCAAGCACCCCUAGGCCGGAGCUUUAGUUGUGGAAACGCAAGCAUAGUUCUUUCUCCAGAUAUUCACCUUGAUCUGCUCUCCCUGAGGCUACAGGCUGCUCAGCUGCCCCAUUCAGGUGUCUUUGGGCCAAGUUUCUCGUGCCCCAGUGACCAAUCCAUCUGGCUGCCUCUCAUCAUUGGCCUAAUCCUCCUCGGCCUCCUCACCCUGGUACUUGUUGCCUUCUGCAUUGUCCGAAGACGCUCUUCCACCUAUGAGCCCCUCUGAGCAUUUGCCCCAUCCCCCAGUGUAUCAGGUGGCACCCUCAUUUCCUCACUCUGUAGCCAACUCAAAAGACACUGUUAUCUUCCCUGUCUUUUUUUUUUUUUUUUUAACAAAAUGAGAGAUUCUGUAAUGGAAAUGGGGGGGGAGGGUGUUAUUAUAUGUGCUAGGUUUCUUCCUAUCCCAGGAGAAUAAUAAAAGUCACUCCAAUCUU